CCUCUGGCCAAUCAGAGCAGAGAUCGAGUGUCGCUCUAACGGAUCUUCUGGGUUUUUCUUUUUUCCAACGGCCGCUGGUAAAUUCCGCCUCCUAGGAAGUCUCAUUCUGAAGUCUGUCCAACGUCUGUCCAACGUCUGUCCAGCAGCAGAGAUGUCCAGCAGGAGUCGUAGGUCCUGUUCCAAGACUGGCUCCAGUUUCCUGAGGCAUCAGGGUUUGGAUGAGCGUUGCUCCAGAGGAACUCCUCAGAAGACGGGAUGGACCAGGGACGAGGAUGAGAAGCUGGUCAGGCUGGUGAAGGAGGUCGGAUCUAAUAGCUGGUCUUCACUCUCUCUUCGUUUCAAAGGUCAGAGGUCAGCAGUGGAGUGUCAGCGGCGCUGGCAGCAGAUCAAGAACCCAGAGCUGGUCAAAGGUCCCUGGACCCAGGAGGAGGACCAGAGGGUGACGGAGCUGGUCCAGAAGUAUGGCAUGAAGCGCUGGUCGCUCAUCGCCAAACAGCUGCACACACGCAACGGGAAGCAGUGCAGAGAACGCUGGCACAACCACCUGAACCCCACGGUGAGGAAGAGCAGCUGGACCCUGGAGGAGGACCACGUCAUCUACCAGGCCCACCGCCUCCUGGGGAACCGCUGGGCUGACAUCUCCAGGCUGCUGCCGGGCAGGACCGACAACUCCAUCAAGAACCACUGGAACUCCACCCUGAAGAGGAAGGUGGAGAAGGAGGGCUACCUGCAGGUGCUACACCUCCACACCUCCCCUAACUCCUCCAGCUCCUCCACCUGCUCCAGACCAGCAUCCAGCGCAGCAAGCAUCCCCCCCAAGCCGUCAGACAGUCUGUCCAGCAUCAAGGACGAGUCCAGCUGCACCUCCAGUGACCAGAGCCUCAGUGACCACGCCCACCUUUGCCCCACCUGUGUCCCCGCCUCCUCCACCUCGUUGGGCUACGACUCCUCUCUGAGCACGUGCAAGAUGACGGAGGUUUCAGGGAUGAAGGAGCAGCUGAUGAGCAGCGAUGACGGUGUCUCCUUCAUGGACUCCCCAUCCUUCAGGGUGGGGGCUGGGACCUUCUCUCCUUCUGAGCUCCUCAGUCUGUGUUCUGCUGAUGACCUGAAGUUCCAGCAUCCAGCGCUCACCUCCACCCCCAUCUGCUCCAUGAAACACCCCCCCAUCGACCCGGGCCACCGGGACCGGGACCGGGAGUCCUGUCUGCACUGCAGCCUCAGCUCCCAGACUCCAUCAGAGGUCAGAGAAAAGAUCAGAGCUCUUCAAACGUCUGCCCCUCAAACACCGACUCCCCUGAAGAUCAGCAACCAGGACCAGGUUUCAGUUUGUCUGAGCAGGAUGAUGAAUCUGACCUGGGAGGAGAAGAGUGUGGAUCCGGAAAGUCAGCAAUCAGAGAGCAGCUCAGAGGUCCAAGGGGAGAGCCUGCUGAGCUCCAUCCUUCAGGUUCAGUCCAGCCCGGCCCCUCAGGACAGUUCUGGACCGGGUCCAAUCCAGCACCAGCAAGUCCAGCAUUCGGAGCGUCCGCCAGAGUCCGGCUCAGUCCCAGGCUGCGAGGAGUUUGGCUGCUUCCCGUUGGAUGGACAGGUGGAGGUUUGGUGGAGCCAGCAGCGCCUCAGCUUCCUCCACUCUCCAGAGUGUCCUGCGUACCGGCUCAACCCGUUCGAGCUGAGCGGAGACCUGCAGGUGGUGAUGUUUGGAAAGACUGAUGAUCAGAUGAGCCUGACGGAGCAGGCCCGGCUCUACACCGAGCCCUGAACGCCUCCUCACACCGGCCAUGUGACCAAAGCACACCUGAAGGCAGCUGACCCACUCUACCUGUGGCUUCCUGCAUCAUUAGUCAGAUUCAUUCAUUCAUUCAUUGCUUUUUAAACCAGACACCAGCUUUUUAUCAUUUAUUUAUUCACUCGAUUUUAUAUUUGUAUGUAUUUAUUUAUUAGUUGAGGAGCUGAUGCUCAGUGUUGUCAGAUGAUUAUUAUUGUUAUUUAAUCUGCACUUUGGAUCAGAACCGGUCUGUUGUGAUAGAGAUUGAUUGAUUGAUUGAUUGAUUGAUUGAUGGAUUGAUUGAUGGAUUGGUUUAUUGACUGACAGGUUGGUUGAUUGAUGACAGUGACACUGAUGGAUGAAUGUUUGAUUUAUUCUUUCAUUCUUUGGUCAAACACAGAAACUGAAAGUGAUGAGCGAUGAUUUAAUAAAAGUCACUGAAGGACUGA
Mugil cephalus (flathead mullet) is the source of this 2211-nucleotide messenger RNA. RefSeq names its product myb-related protein B-like. The transcript has 14 exons. Gene Ontology annotation, molecular function: RNA polymerase II cis-regulatory region sequence-specific DNA binding; DNA-binding transcription factor activity, RNA polymerase II-specific. The coding region runs from base 152 to 1756 and encodes 534 amino acids. The record is from RefSeq and is a predicted model, not a curated record. NCBI's taxonomy places the organism in Eukaryota, Metazoa, Chordata, Actinopteri, Mugiliformes, Mugilidae. Gene Ontology annotation, biological process: regulation of DNA-templated transcription. Gene Ontology annotation, cellular component: nucleus.